Messenger RNA from Microthlaspi erraticum, 1959 nucleotides. NCBI's taxonomy places the organism in Eukaryota, Viridiplantae, Streptophyta, Magnoliopsida, Brassicales, Brassicaceae. The record is from the annotation of a GenBank genome assembly.
AUGAAUACAGACGAGUGUACUACUCCAACAACUCCGAUGGAGUUAGCUACAAUCAAUUGCAUAAGAACUUCUCUCAAACAGAAACUCGGUUUCAAGGGAUUUGUUAUUUCAGACUGGGAAGCUUUGGACCGGCUUAGCGAGCCAUUCGGUUCUAACUACCGCGACUGCGUCAAAAUGUCAGUCAAUGCUGGAGUCGACAUGGUGAUGUUCCCUUUCAAGCAUGAACCUAUUCAUACAAGACCUCAAAAAUCUGGUGGCGUCAGGGGAAGUACCGAUGAUGCUGUCGAGAGAAUACUGAGAGUAAAGUUUGUCGCGGGUCUUUUGGAACAUCCUCUCGCAGAGCGGUCUUUGUUGCCUACUGCUGGUUUGCUUGGUGAGGAACAUAAAAAAUUGUGCGUGAUUAGGAAGUAUUUCACCACUGCUAAUUGUGAAUUUGAUGAUGCAACAACAGUGCUUCUUCUUCUUCUUCUCUGCAUCAAUUCUUCUUCUUCUUCUCUGCAUCAAGAGACUACUACAAUCACCACACAUCUCAGGAAAACAAAGGCUGUUUGUGAUCUGCCGCCAAGCCCUCCGUCUCUACCAAUCAUUGGCCAUCUUCACCUUCUCCUCUCUCUUCUAAUCCACAAAAACUUACAGAAACUCUCUUUCAGAUAUGGACCUCUCCUCCAUCUCCGCGUUUUCAACGUCCCCAUAGUUCUUGUCUCCUCUGCCUCAAUCGCCUAUGAGAUCUUCAAGGCGCAAGACGUAAACGUUUCCACUCGUAACCUCCCUACGAACGAAGGCUCUCUUUUCUUUGGAUCUCUCGGCUUCGUUACCGCACCUUACGGAGAUUACUGGAAGUUCAUGAAGAAGCUCAUGGUCACCAACCUCCUCGGACCUCAGGCACUCGAGAGGUCACGAGAGAUCCGUAAAGAUGAGGUAGACCGGUUUUACUCAGAUCUUCUUGAUAAGGCGAUGAAAAAGGAGAGCGUUGGUAUUGGGGAGGAAGCAGUGAAGCUAAUUAACAACAUCAUCUGCAAGAUGCUCAUGGGGAGGAGCUGCUCGGAGGAGAACGGUGAAGCAGAGAAAGUCAGGGGCUUAUUGACCGAGACAGAUUCCUUCUUGAAGAAGUUUUUCGUGGCGGCCAUCUUUCGUAGGUCACUUGGGAUCUCACUGUUCAAAAAGGCAUUAACGGGUGUUUCACUUAGGUACAACGAGGUGCUGGAGAAGAUUUUAGAGGAGUACGAAGAGAAACUGGAUCAGGAUCAAAGUAGUGAGAUUUUGGACGUAUUGUUACAAGCUUGUCGAGACGAAACGAUCACUAGGAACCAUAUCAAGUCCUUGUUCGUGGAUCUUUUUGUUGCAGGCACUGACACCUCAGCGCACACUGUAGAGUGGACCAUGGCAGAGAUUUUCAGCAACCCUAACGUUCAUGAGAGACUGAGAGAAGAAAUUGAUUCAGUUGUAGGGAAAACAAGGUUGAUACAAGAAAUGGAUCUACCCAACCUUCCUUACUUGCAAGCUGUAGUCAAGGAAGGACUGAGAUUGCAUCCAACAGCACCUCUUGUGGUAAGGAGCUUCGGAGAAGGGUGUAAGAUACGAGGCUUUCAUGUGACAGAGAAGACAACACUUGUUGUUAACGGUUAUGCUGUAAUGAGAGAUCCUGAUGUAUGGGGAGAUCCUGAGGAGUUUAAGCCUGAGAGGUUUUUAGCUUCUUCAAGAUCAGGACAAGAGGAGGAGAUAGCAAGAGAAGAGAUCCUAAAAUACAUUCCUUUCGGAAGCGGGAGGAGAGGUUGUCCUGGAGCAAAUCUAGCUUAUGUCUAUGUAGGAAACGUGAUUGGAGUGAUGGUGCAGUGCUUUGAUUGGAAAAUACAAGGAGACAAGAUCAACAUGAACGAGGCUGUUGGAGCACUGUCGUUGACCAUGGCUCAUCCUCUUAAGUGCACUCCUGUUCCUCGAACUCUGUUUAGUUCAGUUUGA